Solea senegalensis (Senegalese sole) is the source of this 2333-nucleotide messenger RNA. It is a transcript of the gene hmx3a, whose product is annotated as H6 family homeobox 3a. The record is from RefSeq and is a predicted model, not a curated record. Gene Ontology annotation, biological process: regulation of transcription by RNA polymerase II. The transcript has 2 exons. Gene Ontology annotation, cellular component: nucleus. The coding region runs from base 342 to 1280 and encodes 312 amino acids. Gene Ontology annotation, molecular function: RNA polymerase II transcription regulatory region sequence-specific DNA binding; DNA-binding transcription factor activity, RNA polymerase II-specific. NCBI's taxonomy places the organism in Eukaryota, Metazoa, Chordata, Actinopteri, Pleuronectiformes, Soleidae.
CACAGGCAGAGAGACAGACAGACGGACGGACUGACACCGAGGACGCAGAUAAACCAGAGUUUGGCGUUUUUUUUUUGACGGAAGGGAGCCCCGGGAAUGAGACAUCCCCACCUCUCGAUGCGUGCUGUUUAUUUAUUUGUUUGUGUGUUUGUUUGUUGUUGCUCGCCUCUCUGAACACUUUUCAAAGUUAGAAGGACGCGCGCUCUGAGUGUGAGGUCCUAAAAACACUGAGCAACAACAACACUCGCAGUCCGGAUAUCCACAGCCUUUAAGUCGUUUAUCCUCAUAUUCAUUCUUUUUUCUUUUGGUGGGUAAUUCCGUGGUCCUCCACAGCCACAGCGAUGCCAGAGACGACGCAAGAGACGUGCGCUCCGGCCAAGGACUCUCCCUUCUUCAUUAAGAACCUGCUGAACUGUGAUAGUAAACCGUCCAAACCUAAGCCGGUGCUGGCUGCUGCUGCUGCCGCCGUCAACAAGGCAGCGAUGGCGGCGCUGGAGGGAGGAUUUUCCCUAUCACAGGUCGGGGACUUGCACUUCCCCCGCUUUGACCUGCCCGCGCAGAGGUUCAGUCUCCCGGCGCACUACCUGGAGCGCACCUCGGCGUGGUGGUACCCGUACGCCCUGAGCUCAUCCACGCACCUGCACAGGAGUGAAGUCACGGAGAAACCAGGAGCCAGAGACUCGUCUCCAACCUCGGGCACAGACAGAGACUCCCCAGACCUGGUGCUCAAAUCCGAGCCUGACGCCAAAGACGACGACGACGAUGACGACGAGCACAACAACAGCAAGAGCGGCGACGAGAUCAUUCUGGAGGAGAGCGACACGGACGAGGCCAAGAAGGACGAGCUGGAGGAGUGGAAGAAGCGAGACGACGACAAGAAGCCGUGCCGCAAGAAGAAGACUCGCACGGUGUUCUCCCGGAGCCAGGUCUUCCAGCUGGAGUCCACCUUCGACAUGAAGCGCUACCUGAGCAGCUCGGAGCGCGCCGGCCUCGCCGCGUCCCUCCACCUGACCGAGACCCAGGUCAAGAUCUGGUUCCAGAACCGGAGGAACAAGUGGAAGAGGCAGCUGGCCGCGGAGCUGGAGGCCGCCAACCUGAGCCACGCCGCGGCGCAGAGGAUAGUCCGCGUCCCCAUCCUCUACCACGAGAACUCGGCGUCGGAGAGCGGAGGCGCCGGUGCCAACGUGCCCGUGAGCCAACCGCUGCUCACCUUCCCGCACCCGGGCGUCUACUACUCGCAUCCCAUCGUCACGUCCGUGCCGCUGCUCAGGCCGGUUUGAAGUGACAGCAGCUGCAGUUUUUGUGGCACCGAGUCCAAAACUCAAGUACAAAAAACAAAAAAUUGACAAAAAAGACUAAAAUAUUUUUGUACAAGUGAAAUGAACAGAGACACUGUCUGUCAGGCCUCUGUGGACAUAUUUUGGCAAAAAUCAAUGUGUCAUUUUUCCAUAAAGGCACCGUUUACACGUGAUUUGACAACUCAAAUCCCACAUUAUUAUAAUAACUAUUAUUGUUAUUAUUAUUAUUAUUGUUAUUAUAAAUGAUUACUUGUGGAGUUCACCUGCUCGCACAGCCUGAUGAGUGUAUUUUAUUUGACUUUAUUUGAUUUUGACUCCAUGACUGUUAGCGGUCAGACCAACUCUGUGAUUAUUACACAAACAACAACAACAACAUCAAUUUAACAUAAUAUAAUAUGAUAAUAACCUUGUUUACAGAAUUGAACCUGCUCCUCCAUCAUGCAACACCACACUUGUUUUGAUUUGUUUUCUCUCUCUCUGUUCAUAAAUGAGAACAUGAUGCUGUGCAAUACACUGUCAGUGUGCCGUGAAUGAAUGAAUGAAUGGAUGAAUGAAGGAGUGAAUGAAUCCACUGUAAUGGGGGACAAUGUUUUUCUUUUGUUGCGUAUCCUCGGUGGAAAAGUGAUGAGGCUCCUGUUGUGACUUCUGUUUCCUCCUCUUGUUUGAAACGUUUGACGGGGACAAUCAAGACACUCUCAGCUGUAAAAUAUCCGUGUGUGUUUCUAUUUUAUUUUAUUUUAUUUCAUUUGAAGUUUAUGAUCCUCACUCCUCAUUCCUUCAAGCACAAGUGUGAGCUCCAGCGUCUCCUGGUCUAACUCUGUGUUUCUGAACAGGACACACUGUCGAUAUUUGGUGUAUAAAGUCUGUAAAUGUAUAUAUUUAAAAUGGAGACGACGCGCGCGGAGAGAAGCUGCCACCUGCCGGCUUCUCCCUUUGUACAGUUAAAAAACAUACAACAACAACGUUUUGAUAUUGUAUUGCUGAACCAUGUUGUGAAAUAAAUGGAGAAUAACUAUAUUCCUUUCAUUCCCAGGA